AGAACCAAAGUUUUCGCUAAACAUGGCCAGUUUUGUCAAAAUCGACGGCCAUCUAAAAAUCUUCGUUGGCGCUUUAUUUCAAAUUUUAGGGCUAGAGUUUAGGGCGGGGAGAAUGGAGGAGCAAGAGCGCUUCGAUGUGGAGUACCUCAAGAGCACGGUCGCGGAGGUUCUCGCGAAGGGGUGCGCGGCGGUGGUGGCGGCGGAGCCCGGCGAUCCGGUUGCGUAUCUCAGCCUUUGGCUCCACAAGUACGUAGACAAUGUGGAGGUUUUGGAGCGAUUGAAGAGGGAAAAGGCUGUGGAGAAGCAGCUAGAAGAGGACCAAAAGGCCGUGGAGGUCGUGAGGAAGGAGCGCCUGGAAUUCUCCAAAUCAUGGAGGGAGGAUACUCUCAAGGCGUUGCGAGGGAUCAAGAAUGAUCCUUAUCUCUUGUGGAAGUCCACAUUAGAGGCCAUAUCAAUUUUCACUGGUUGCAGCUCUGCCUAUGUUGCAGCAGUCGCUGAGAAGAUGUGGGAGCCUAAGCCAGAUCCAAAACCAGAGGGCGAAGAAGGUGAGGAGGGUGAAGAGCCUCCGCCAGAAGAGGAAGAAGAGGAAGAGCCGGAGCCCGAGCCAGAACCAGAGGAGGAAGAGGAAGAGGUAGCUGAAGAAGGCGGCGGAGAAGGCGGAGCUGAGGGUGAAACGCCAGAAGGUGGUGAAGCUCCACCGAAGAAGAAAAAGAAAGAAAAGCCUCCCAAGCCAAUCAACUACAAGAAGAAGAUAUUGAUCUACACUGCUGCUACUCGAAGGAGCUUGUUUAUCCUCAACAAGCAAUACAACAAGAAGAAGGUAGCUAAUGAGUUUGGAGCUUGGAUGUCUUCAACUUUGCGUUUAUUUCUUCAGGGUCCUGUAACUUUUAGGAUAUUGUUGGAACUACUGCCUCAACUGCACAUCCCGAAUGUGUUGUACCAAGAAAACAUGCAGUUCUUCGGUGCUGUUCCAAGGCUGGGCGCUUAUUUUGCAGUUCCAUUGGUUAUCAAUACAGUCCCUCCUGAGAUCGUGGCCAUAUUGUGCGCGGACACGUUGAAAGGAGACGAGUAUGGCACUGCGAAACCUUUUGACGAUUCUGAGAGGGACUUCAUUUCAAGAGCUGCUACAAUCUUGGGGAAAGUGCUGGCCGAAAACCACGUUGAAAACAUAAAAGACUACAAAACUGAGGAACUAAUGGCCCAACUCAAAGAGAAGCUGAAGCAGAUAGAAGUUGACAGAAAGGCGGCCUUGAAAAAGGAGAAGGCGGAAAAGCUGGCUGCAGAGAGAGCUGCAAGGAAAGCUGCUAGAGAGGCUGCUAAAGAGAAGGCCAAGGCAGAAGGUAAGGAUGAAGAAGAACCGGAAGAACCGGAACCGGAACCGGAGCCAGAGCCAGAACCAGAGGCUGCUGAAGAAAAGGGUGGUGAAGGAGGUGAAGCUGAAGAAGAGGAAGAGAAGGAGGAAGAGGAAGGUCCUCCUGAGGAAGAAGCAUCACCAGAAGAAGAACCAGAACCUGAAGAGCCAGAAGAACCCGAAGAGGAGCCACCAGAAGAAGAGUCUCCUGCCGAGGGUGAAGUUGUCGAUGAGAAGCAAAAGCUCUUGAAGACUUUACAGCGGGACAUUGCGAAAGCUAAGAAGAAGAUUGAAAAGCUCGAGGCAAAGAAUGCCAAAGCCAAGGAGGUUAUGGAGAAGAAGGCCGAGACUGUUGCAAAGCUGGAAGACGAGAUGGCUGUAUCUCAGUCACUUUUGGGCCACUUACAAAACUUGCUGGGUGGUGUGAUGGAGCUUAUCAACGGAAUUCAGGACGUUGAAAGAAACCGUAUCAUACGGUGGUGCUUUCCUCCUACAAAUGUCUAUCGUGUUUUGAAGGGAAUGCUCCAUAUUCUUGGACACGAAAGGAACGUUGUGGACUGCUGGGUAACCGCGCGCGAAAGUUUCAAGUGCGACUUUUUCAAAGUUAGUUCUCCCCGCCCCAAUACAUUUUAAAAGCUAGCACCACCAAAAUGUGAGUCCUCGGAUGCAAUGUGCUAAGAACGAGGAUGCACGAACGUCGUGCUAAUAACACUUGUGCAGGAGCUACAAGAAUACGAUGCACUCAAGGAGGACAACCUGGACAAAUGGAAAUAUGGCAAGAAGUGCUUGGAUGAGCUCAAGGACGACAUGAUGAAGGCAGACCCUCCUAUGGGAUUUGUAAGUUCCUACCUCUAAAAAGAGGUGUUUUGCAUUUCUCUGAUGCGAGCCACGACAGCUUGGGAGGCGCUGGCUACUUGCUGUGAAGAAGUUGAUGACGGCAGGCGUCAAGCAUAAGAAACUCACUCGAAAGACUGAAGCUGCAACGCUGGUGUUCGCUGAGGCACAACUCAAACAAUUGGUUGCAGAGAUGGAUUUAAAAGUGGUUCAGGAGGAGGAUGCCAGGCUGACUGCUGAAGA
Messenger RNA from Selaginella moellendorffii, 2428 nucleotides. RefSeq names its product flagellar radial spoke protein 2-like. The record is from RefSeq and is a predicted model, not a curated record. Gene Ontology annotation, cellular component: Set1C/COMPASS complex. NCBI's taxonomy places the organism in Eukaryota, Viridiplantae, Streptophyta, Lycopodiopsida, Selaginellales, Selaginellaceae. The transcript has 8 exons. The coding region runs from base 23 to 1984 and encodes 653 amino acids.